AUUUUACUUUGGACCGCAAAGUACACUAUAGAACCCGUUCCUCCUCGUGCUUUAUUAAUAUUAAAUUAUCAGUUAGUAAAAUGCAAAUCACACUCUCGAAUUCAGUUAAUGUAAUGGCGAAGGAAGAAGUGUUUGAGUUCCUCGGGUGCGUUCCUCUGCUACAGAGGCUUCCUAGUUCGUCUGUGCAGAAGAUAUCUCAACUUGUGAUUGUCAAACACUAUGAGCCAGGAGAGUAUGUUGUUCGUGAGGGCGAACCUGGGGAUGGUCUUUACUUCAUUUGGGAAGGAGAGGCUGAGGUUGUUGGAUCUGUUAGCGCCGAUGAUGAAAAUCAUCCAGAGUUUCAUUUGAAAAGAUAUGACUACUUUGGUUUUGGUUUAUCAAAUGAAGUUCACCAUGCUGAUGUUGUAGCUUUGACUAAGCUAUCAUGCUUAGUGCUGCCGCAUGAGCACUCGGCACUGCUGCAGCCAAAGUCUAUCUGGAGUGCAGAAAAAUCUCACGAGACAUGCUCACCUAUGGAGCAUAUAUUGCAUUUGGAACCCAUAGAGGUAGAUAUCUUCCGAGGAAUCACCCCUCCAGAUGCUCCGAAAUUUGGGAAGGUGUUUGGGGGACAGUUAAUUGGACAGGCACUGGCUGCAGCUUCAAAAUCUGUUGAUUAUCUCAAAGUUGUUCAUAGCUUGCAUGCCUAUUUUCUUCUUGUGGGGGAUUUUAACAUACCAAUAGUGUAUCAAGUUAACCGUAUGCGUGAUGGUAAGAGCUUUGCUACGAGGAAAGUAGAUGCAAUUCAGAAGGGAAAUAUCAUAUUCACUUUGCUGGCUUCAUUUCAAAAAGAAGAAUUAGGGUUUGACCACCAGGAAGUGUGUAUCCCAUCUGUCCCUGCUCCAGAUAAGCUUCUGUCAAUGGAAGAGUUACGGCAGCAACGUCUUACUGACCCUUGUCUUCCAAGAACUUACCGGAACAAGGUUGCUACAACUGAAUUCAUUCCCUGGCCCAUAGAGAUACGGUUCUGUGAACCUAGGCCUUCUACAAAUCAGACCAAAUCUCCUCCUAGUUUGAGAUACUGGUUUAGAGCAAAGGGAAAACUUUCUGAUGAUCAGGCCUUGCAUAGGUGUGUGGUAGCAUAUGCUUCAGAUUUAAUAUUUCUUCAAGUAAGUUUGAAUCCCCACCGUGGCAAGGGCUUAAAGACACGUGCUGUGAGUCUGGACCACUCCAUGUGGUUUCACAGGCCUUUAAGAGCUGAUGACUGGGUGCUAUUCGUGAUCUUUACUCCUAGUGCCUGUAAUGCACGUGGCUCUGUCUCAGGCGAAAUGUUCAAUGAGAAGGGAGAGCUUCUUGUAUCAUUGGUUCAAGAAGGUCUAAUGAGGAAGGUUAAUUCCGCAGAUUCUGCCAUCAAAUCUAAGUUGUGAACAGCUGAAAAUGCACAGGACAUAUGGUUUUCUUUUUCAUUCUAUCUUGUUUUGUGGUGCGUGGUCAGUUUUUUUUUUUUUUUUUUUUAAAGAUUUUCCUGUUAUGCUGGUCAUAUAAAAAGUUUGGUGAACUGUGCAAUUUAUACAAAUCUAGUAAAAUGCCGUUAUAUUUGACUGAUCAAAUUCUUAAACGUGUGAUUAGGAUGUGGUACAAGUGAAAAUAAAAGGAAUGGAAAGGAG
Molecule: messenger RNA, 1643 nt
Organism: Gastrolobium bilobum
Lineage: Eukaryota; Viridiplantae; Streptophyta; Magnoliopsida; Fabales; Fabaceae
Product: acyl-CoA hydrolase 2
Exons: 17
Coding region: 81-1403 (440 amino acids)
Biological process (GO): fatty acid catabolic process; acyl-CoA metabolic process
Molecular function (GO): fatty acyl-CoA hydrolase activity
Source: RefSeq, a predicted model, not a curated record